Molecule: messenger RNA, 1008 nt
Organism: Lachnellula hyalina
Lineage: Eukaryota; Fungi; Ascomycota; Leotiomycetes; Helotiales; Lachnaceae
Product: SET domain-containing protein
Exons: 1
Coding region: 1-1008 (335 amino acids)
Molecular function (GO): protein binding
Source: RefSeq, a predicted model, not a curated record
AUGGCACCAAGCAGGACAUCGCCCCCAAACGACACCUCGGCCGAUGGCCCCACCCCCGGAAAGAGUAUCUGGACGAUCGAAAGCAUCCCCGGAAAAGGAAAGGGGGUAAUGGCCGCCAUCGAUAUCAAGCCUGGCAAGCUUCUUAUAAGCGAAACCCCUUUAUUAACAACCGAAUGUAUCACCUCGAUGGAAUCCACCGAAAAGGACAUAGCGCAGGCACUGCGCGCCCUCCCAAAAGACUCCCAGCGAGCAUUUCUGUCGCUGCAUAACAACUACCCCGGCAAGAACCCGCUCAGCAACAUCAUCCGCUCAAAUGGCUACCCCCUUGGACCCGGAUCUGAGGUCGGGGGCGUCUUUGCAAAUAUUUCGCGUGUGAACCAUAGCUGUCGGCCUAAUGCUGUGCAUGCGUGGAAUCCACUGCUUACCGUGGAAACUGUAUAUGCAGUCAGGCUGAUCAAGGCAGGGGAGGAAAUCACAUUGAGUUACCAUGCUGGCGGCCCUUCCACUACCCGUAAGGAGAUUCUGAAAGAGGGGUUCGGGUUCGAUUGCACGUGUGAGAUUUGCUCUCUUCCUCCAGCAGAAUUGAAAGCAAGUGAUAGCCGUCUCAUCCGUGCUCAAACUCUUGAUUCUACUAUCGGCGACCCGGAGAGUGUGCGGUACUCUCCUGACAAGGUCUUGAAGAACUGCAAGACGCUGAUGGGUAUUUAUGAAGAGGAAGGAAUCAAAGACGAUCGAUUGACUAGGUUGUAUUUUGAUGCGUUCCAGGUGGUGAACAUGCAUGGGGACCAGGCUCGGGCAAGUGUAUGGGCUAGGAGGUAUUGUGAGGAGAAGAAGAGAAGUGCUGGGCGGGAUAGCAUCGAUUUAUUGGAGAUGAUGCCGUUUGUGAAGAAUCCGUCUAAGCAUGACAGCUUUGGGUCUACCAACGAUUGGAAAACGGGGGUGAAGGAUGUACCGAAAGAUUUGGACAAGGAAGCUUUCGAGGAGUGGCUGUGGAAGGAGCAAGUUUAA